AUGACCCUCCUCUCCUCGCCGCAGUCGUUCGAGCGCGCAAAUCCAGGCUUCUCCCUCUUCUCUCUCGUAGAUGGCUCCAACAACGCUGCGUCCGGCGGCGGACCGCACCCGUCGAUACCGCAUCUCGCCCUGCUCGUCUUCGAAGCCGUGCUGGAGGUCGUCUGCGUCAGUCUGCCGGGCUACAUCAUCGCGUGGAUGGGCAUGUUCGACGCCGAGUCGCAGAAGUUCGUCGCCAACCUGAACGUCAUGCUCUUUACGCCCUGUCUUAUCUUCACAAAGCUCGCAUCGCAGCUCACGGCCGGCAAGCUCGCGGACCUGGCCAUCAUACCCGUGCUCUUCGUCAUCCAGACGCUCAUAUCCUAUCUGUCGGCCAUGAUCGUGUCCAGGUGUUUUGGAUUCAAAAAGCGCCAGUCUAAUUUCGUCAAGGCCAUGGGUGUGUUUGGAAACUCCAAUUCCCUCCCCAUAUCGCUCGUCAUAUCCCUCUCCAAGACGCUGUCCGGCCUGCACUGGGACAAGAUCCCCGGCGACAACGACAGCGAAGUUGCCGCCCGCGGGAUCCUAUAUCUGCUCAUCUUCCAGCAGCUGGGCCAGGCCGUGCGCUGGAGUUGGGGAUACCAUGUUCUGCUUGCUCCACGCGAGUCGUACCUCCGCGACGAAGAAGAGACCGCCAAUGCCCGUCUGGCCUUUGACGACGACUCCGAACGGUACCUCGACAACCCAGACACUGAUCCGGCACGAACGGCCGUCAACAGCGGGCAGGCCACGCCGGCUAGAUCCACGUACUCGGAUUCUUCGUCGGAGGAUUCUCACUUUGAAUCUGGCGACCAGACUCCCGUCCUCGAGCGACACCGCCCAUAUGCCAAGUUCCCGUCCUCGAACGGUGAAGGCGACGAGAAUACAGACCACCCAGUCCUUAUCCUGCCAAACGGAGAAUUCGCUGCCCGUCCAGACUUUGACGACGACAUUGCACACUUCCCCCGUGUCCAGGAGCAGACCACGGCCAAAUCAGCAUUCCACUCCGCCCUCCGAUCGAUCUCCAAGUCAGUCCGCUCUACCUCCCAACAACUAUUCAACAGCCUACCUUUGCCUCUCCAGAAAUUCCUCGGUUGGGCAUACUCCCGCGCUGCCUCCUUCUUCUCCGGCCUCUGGGCGUUCAUGAACCCGCCUCUCUGGGCCAUGUUGGUCGCCGUCCUCGUGGCGUCGAUACCGUCCGUACAACGCGUCUUCUUCACGCCAGGGAACUUCCUCAGCAACUCCGUCACCCGUGCCGUUAAACAGUCUGGCGGUGUUGCCGUCCCACUCAUCCUGGUCGUGCUAGGCGCGAACCUGGAACGAAGCACGCUGCCCAAGGACGCACUGGCGGACGAAGAGGAUCCAAAGGAGGAACGUAAGCUGAUCAUCGCAUCAUUGGUGGCACGUAUGGUGUUACCGACCCUCAUCAUGGGCCCGAUAUUAGCGGUCACUGCCAAGUACGUGCCCGUAAGCAUACUGAAUGAUCCGAUCUUUAUCGUCGUCUGUUUCCUGCUCGUCGGUGCUCCGUCGGCAUUGCAGCUGGCACAGAUAUGUCAGAUCAACAAUGUCUACAUGGGAGCCAUGUCGAGGAUCCUGUUCCAUUCCUAUGUCAUCUGGAUAUUGCCAUCGACGCUUAUACUUGUAAUCUCGGCGCUGCAGGUUGUGCAGUGGGCAGCCAACUAG
Molecule: messenger RNA, 1695 nt
Organism: Arthroderma uncinatum
Lineage: Eukaryota; Fungi; Ascomycota; Eurotiomycetes; Onygenales; Arthrodermataceae
Product: auxin Efflux Carrier superfamily protein
Exons: 3
Coding region: 1-1695 (564 amino acids)
Biological process (GO): transmembrane transport
Cellular component (GO): membrane; endoplasmic reticulum
Source: RefSeq, a predicted model, not a curated record